GCGGGGAAAAGCUACGCAAGCAGCCGCGACGCCAUUUGUCGCGGCCCAGCGUGGGUGCAAGCGGAUCUCGGAAGAGCUCAGUUGUUAGAUUCUCGCGCGCGCGCGAUCCGCUCUCCCCCGCCUGCUUCGUGUCACGCUGUCCCACGCGUCGCCCCUCGGAGGAGUCGCCGCCGCCACCCAGAUAGGAGUCGGAGACGCAGCGAGGCCGUCGUCACCGCCAUGCCUAAGAAUAAAGGUAAAGGAGGUAAAAAUAGACGCAGAGGUAAGAAUGAGAAUGAAUCUGAAAAGAGAGAGCUGGUGUUCAAAGAAGAUGGGCAAGAGUAUGCUCAGGUAAUCAAAAUGUUGGGAAAUGGACGAUUAGAAGCGAUGUGUUUUGAUGGUGUAAAGAGGUUAUGUCACAUCAGAGGGAAACUGAGAAAAAAGGUCUGGAUAAAUACCUCAGACAUUAUAUUGGUUGGUCUACGGGAUUACCAGGAUAAUAAAGCUGAUGUAAUUUUAAAGUACAAUGCAGAUGAGGCUAGAAGUCUGAAGGCAUAUGGCGAACUUCCAGAACAUGCUAAAAUCAAUGAAACUGAUACAUUUGGUCCUGGAGAUGAUGAUGAAAUCCAGUUUGAUGACAUUGGAGAUGAUGAUGAAGACAUUGAUGAUAUCUAAGUCGAACUCAACCUUUCACAUUCCACUUUCUUUGAGGAUUAUUCAACAAUUUGGAUUUGGGCUGUGACCCAUUAAAGAAGAUUAAAAUUUCAUUAGCAUGAGUGCAGUUUGUUAAAGCAGACUGAUUUGUUUCUAAGGUAUUUCUUUAAAAACUAGUAAUGCUGAAUUCUCUUAAAUGUUAAACCCACUUUGUUCUUUUGAUGUGACGGAGCUUGUGGGUAAAAGACCACAUCUGCUCUUCUAAAAGAAAAAAAAUGCGUUAACUGCCUUUCCCACUUUGACCACUUCCAGUAAGUAAAUGGAUGUUUUGAGUAAAA
This is a messenger RNA of Aethalodelphis obliquidens (Pacific white-sided dolphin), 971 nucleotides long. RefSeq names its product eukaryotic translation initiation factor 1A X-linked (gene EIF1AX). The record is from RefSeq and is a predicted model, not a curated record. Gene Ontology annotation, biological process: translational initiation. Gene Ontology annotation, molecular function: RNA binding; translation initiation factor activity. The transcript is spliced from 7 exons. The coding region runs from base 220 to 654 and encodes 144 amino acids. Lineage: Eukaryota; Metazoa; Chordata; Mammalia; Artiodactyla; Delphinidae.